GACUUUGUGGUUCCUACAACAACAAAGCAGAAGAUGAUUUCAUGUCAAGUCAGAAUAUACUGGAGAAGACAUCUCAGGCAUUUGCUAGCUCUUGGGAAAUGAUGUCCUGUCCGAAAGGAAACCCCUCUUCGUGUAUUAGCAUAGAGACAGAAAAGUUUGCUGAAAAUAACUGUGGAAUUCUUCUUGAUUCAAGUGGGCCUUUUGCUUCUUGUCACUCAAUUGUGAACCCCAAAUUCUAUCAUGAGGAAUGCAAAAAAUACACUUGCUCUUGUGAAAAGAGUCAAGAAUGCCUGUGUACGAUUUUAGACAACUAUGUCAAAGCAUGUGCUGAGAAAGAAACAUACAUGAUGGGAUGGAGGACUGGACUGUGUGAACAAUCUUGUCCAAGUGGCCUGGUUUUCAAGUACAAUGUAAAAGCCUGCAAUCAUUCUUGCCGAUCAUUGUCGGAGAGAGAUAGAAGCUGUGAUUUAGAAGAUGUUGCGAUUGAUGGAUGCACUUGCCCCAGUGGAAUGUACCAGAAUAAUGAAGGAAACUGUGUUCAGAAAUCUCAGUGUGACUGCUAUGUAAACGAUGAGGUCGUGCAGCCAGGCAAACUCAUCAAUAUUGAUGACAAUAAGUGUGUCUGCCAAGAUGGAAUUCUUCUUUCAACUCCCAUUGAUUUAACCCUGCAGAAUUGUUCUGGAGGGGCGGAGUAUGUAGAUUGCAAGGAUCCCAAGGCACAGAGAAGAACUGACAAAACAUGUAGCACUAGGAACAUACCUGCUUUUGAUGGCGACUUGCCUUGCAAACGUGGGUGCUACUGUCCAGUAGGAAUGGUUCGAAAUUCAAAAGGAAGCUGUGUCUUUCCUGAUGACUGCCCAUGCUCUUUUGGUGAACGAGAAUAUGACCAAGGAAGUGUCACUUCGGUUGGCUGUAAUGAAUGUACUUGUGUGAAGGGAUCUUGGAACUGCACACAAAAUGAAUGCCAAACAACCUGCCACAUCUAUGGGGAAGGACAUAUUAGAACCUUUGAUGGAGAAAGUUACAGCUUUGAUGGUCUCUGCCAGUAUACAUUUCUUGAGGAUUAUUGUGGUCAAGAAAAUGGUACAUUCCGUAUUUUAACUGAGAGUGUUCCGUGCUGUGAAGAUGGGCUUACAUGUUCAAGAAAAAUUAUAGUUGCCUUUCAGGAUCAGAACAUUAUCUUACAAGAUGGUAAAAUAACAGCAGUCAAAACCACAGAAAGUAAGGAAUGUGAGCUCAGUGAAAACACAUACUCCGUACAUACUGUUGGCUUGUACCUGAUUUUGAAACUUCUGAAUGGAAUAGACCUGAUUUGGGAUAAGUAUACAAAAAUGUCUGUGAUACUGGAUCCACUCUGGCAGGGCAAAGUGUGUGGUCUUUGUGGAAAUAACAAUGGUGAUGUCAAGGAUGAUUUUACAACAAGAUACUCAUCAGUAGCUGCCGGAGCACUGGAAUUUGGAAAUAGUUGGAAAACAAGUCAGGAGUGCUCAGACACAGUAACUCAAAGUUUCCCAUGUGACUCAAACCCAUACUGCAAAGCCUGGGCUGUGAGGAAGUGUGAGAUCCUCAGAGACAGCACCUUCAGGGACUGCCACAGCAAGGUUGACCCCACCGCUUACUAUGAUGCUUGCGUUGAGGAAGCCUGUGCGUGUGAUGUGGAGGGCAAAUACCUUGGCUUCUGCACUGCUGUCGCCAUGUACGCAGAGGCGUGUAAUGCGGUUGGAGUCUGUGUCUCCUGGAGAAAGCCAAACCUCUGUCCUGUCUACUGUGAUUAUUAUAAUGCACCUGGGGAGUGCAGCUGGCAUUAUGAACCGUGUGGUACAGUGACGGCAAAAACAUGCAAAGAUCAGGUCAUUGGCCAGAAGUUUUCUGCACUUUUAGAAGGUUGCUAUGCCAAAUGCCCAGAAAGUGCGCCCUAUCUGGACGAGAACACCAUGAAAUGUGUCCAGCUAUCUGAGUGCAGCUGUUUCUAUAACAAUAUUAUACCAGCAGGGGGUGUUGUCCAAGAUGACUGUGGAAGAACAUGCUAUUGUAUUGCCGGGGAGUUGGAGUGCAGUGAAACUCCUCCUACAAAUUCAACAAUUACAGGAAUUACACUGGUUACCAGUAGCUCAAGCAUAG
Molecule: messenger RNA, 2121 nt
Organism: Castor canadensis (American beaver)
Lineage: Eukaryota; Metazoa; Chordata; Mammalia; Rodentia; Castoridae
Source: RefSeq, a predicted model, not a curated record